AUGGCAAACAAGACUUGGGUGGUAAGUGUGGUGUUCUGCUUCUUGUUCUCUUUUGUUCACAUUACAAAGGCAGGUCAAGACAGAGUCGCCAAAGCUAAGGAACUUGAGGCCGCCAAGCUUUUGAAUAAGAUGAACAAAUCAGCGGUUAAGUCUCUUAAGAGUCCUGAUGGUGACAUAAUUGACUGCGUCCAUAUUUUACAUCAGCCAGCUUUCGAUCAUCCCAAACUGAAAAAUCACAAAAUUCAGUAUGCCACAACAGAAGUGAAGAAAGAUAAAUAUUAUGGAGCCAAGGCAACCAUAAACGUUUGGAGGACACAUGUUCAGCAACACAGUGAAUAUAGUCUCUCUCAAAUUUGGGUUAUAAAUCAAGAUGAUAAUGAUAAUGUCGAGAGCGUCGAAGGUGGUUGGCAGGUCAAUCCACUGUUAUGUGGGGAUGAUAAACCAAGAUUUUAUGCGUAUUGGACAAGUGAUUCAUAUGGACGUACUGGCUGUUAUAAUCUACGAUGCUCUGGCUUUGUUCAAGUUUCCAAUAUAGUGGCACUGGGAGCCAUCAUCCAACCAUUAUCUAUCUAUGGUGGUACUCAGUAUGACAUCUCCCUCCUUAUUUGGAAGGAUCCAAGAAGUGGAAACUGGUGGUUGAGAGCUCAGGAUAUAAAUAUGGGGUACUGGCUAGCUUCUAUGCUCGAUAGUCGGUCAGAGAGUGCAACAAUAGUACAGUGGGGAAGUGAAGAAAUCUACACAAUAGAAAUGGGAAGUGGUUAUUUCUCCAAGGAAGGUUAUGGGAAGGCUGGCUAUUUUGAACAACUUUCCACUGUUAAUGAGAACAAUACUCUGGUCACUCCUGAUAACUUUAAGGUUUUUGCUAGCAAACCCAUUGACCUUAAACCUGUCAUUAACGGUGAUGUCCGCUUCUCCUACGGUGGCCCUGGAAGAAACUCAAAUUGCCCAAUUUAA
Neltuma alba is the source of this 954-nucleotide messenger RNA. RefSeq lists its product as uncharacterized. Bases 1 to 954 code for a protein of 317 amino acids. The transcript is spliced from 7 exons. NCBI's taxonomy places the organism in Eukaryota, Viridiplantae, Streptophyta, Magnoliopsida, Fabales, Fabaceae. The record is from RefSeq and is a predicted model, not a curated record.